UAGAUCAAUUACAAAACAAACCUAACCAUAAAUCAAACCGUUCUUACCAGAAAUUAAUUAAAUUCUAAACUAAAUAUCUAACAAUGGCUUCAACUAUGAUUCCGAUCCAAGCUUGUGCCACCAGAUCCAGCCACCGUGUUCCAGAUCCCGAUCGCCGGAGAAAUUCUUCUCCCAACUGGUGGAGUCCUCUGUUCGGUUGGUCUUCAGAGCCUGACUACAUUGAUUCCGAGAACAAAGCACCGAAUCCGCAACCGGAAUCAAAUCCGGCAUCGAAGCCGUCGAAACUGCGUUUCGCCGGUGGUCUUACGGAGGAGAAAGCGAAGCAGCUUCGAAUGAUGACCGUUGGUACUGAGACGUUUCAUGAUACUAUGUAUCACUCUGCAAUCGCUUCUCGACUCGCCUCAGAUUUUAAGGCUCGCUCCGAUGAGUAAACUUUCCGGCGCCGGCAGCGUCCGAGUCUGAUGACAGAUUCAAAUAACUUAGCGUGUGUUGUAUUCGUUUUACUUGCAUUUGUUGGAUUGUCUGUAAAAUGUAUUCAUAUUUUAGGUUUUUUAUUAUUAUUAUAAGAUCCAGAUUUUAGGGAUUUGAUAUGCAAGUGUCGUGUAAUGGUUUAGCGUUUUAGCUUAGAUAGUUAUUGAUUUCAACUGAUUCAACCGUUGUGUGUAUAGAAUAAUCAUUUUAAUUUAAGUACUUAAGUAUAAUUGGU
Messenger RNA from Trifolium pratense (red clover), 706 nucleotides. RefSeq lists its product as uncharacterized. The record is from RefSeq and is a predicted model, not a curated record. The transcript has a single exon. Bases 84 to 431 code for a protein of 115 amino acids. Lineage: Eukaryota; Viridiplantae; Streptophyta; Magnoliopsida; Fabales; Fabaceae.